Molecule: messenger RNA, 807 nt
Organism: Linepithema humile (Argentine ant)
Lineage: Eukaryota; Metazoa; Arthropoda; Insecta; Hymenoptera; Formicidae
Source: RefSeq, a predicted model, not a curated record
AUGAUCACCUGCCCAGUAGGUGAAUACGCCGCGGUGAUGAAGAGGGCACAGGAGGAGAUCCCCCUCGAAGACCUGGGGAUCACGGAGCCAUCCAAGUCCCGCUUGGCCCAAACCGGGGCCAUGUUGAUGGAGGUGUCCGGCCCCGAGAGGAAGGAACAGCGGACAGAAGAUGGGGGAGAUCAGGAUCAGCGGCGUGGAUCCCUCAGCCACACCCGAGGAUUUUGCCCGGGCGGUGGCAGAGCAGGGAGGAUGUCCCCUCACCGAAAUAAAGGUGGGGGACAUCAAAACUACGGCAAGGGGCACCAGGACCGCGUGAGUCCGUUGCCCCCUGAAGGCGGCCACAAAAAUUGGGAAAGUCGGCCGUCUCCAGAUAAGGUGGUUCCACUUCAAAGUGGAACCACUGGAUGCACGCCCCCUCCAGUGCCACAGAUGCCUGGAGAAGGGGCAUGUGCAAGCCAAAUGCCCCUCGGGCAACAUAGACCGCAGCAAAUGCUGCUACCGUUGUGGCACCGAGGGGCACGAGGCGAGAGCGUGCACGGCACCGGCCCACUGCGCUAUAUGCAGUGCAGCCGGUCGCCCGGCCUCCCACCGGUUGGGAGGCCCGGCGUGCAAGGCCCCGAAAAACGGGGGAAAAAGGUUAAGGAGGGGACUGCCCAGGCACCCCUCCCUCAACCAAAAAAGAGGAAGGCGACGGCAGCUGCGAUUCUGCCCAAUUGGGAGGGACCCUGUCCUCCCCCUGAUAUGGAGUGCGAGCCGUCGCCGAGUGUCGCGAUAGACGACACGAUGGAGGUUGGCCUGCAGGAGUAA